AUGUAUGUUGAUGACUUCUCCAUAUAUGAGAUUUCUUUUAUCCUUAGAAACCAACUUGAAAACUUCAUUGCUGAUGUGAGAGCUGAUUCAAGUUUUGUUAGUUGUAAUGAUCUUGGUAGUCUUGCUGUGAAGAUGGUUCGGACUGAUAGACACAUGGUCUUUCCUUUGGUAUAUCGUCUUAUUGAGUUGGCAUUGAUUUUGCCUGUUGCAACCGCAUCAGUGGAAAGAGCUUUCUCAGCUAUGAGUAUUAUCAAGACUGAGUUGGGGAAUAAGAUGGGUGAUGAUUGGUUGAAUUUUUCCAUGGUCUGCAAUAUUGAGCGAGAAAUAUUUGCAAAGGUUGAUGAUGAUGCUAUUAUAUAUCGCUUUCAAUCCUAUAGAUGUCGCAAAGGAACUUUACCUCAUCGUAGUAGUGUUGGCUCUUCUUCCACCGUUGAUCAACUUAUGGACGACGCUGAUGAAGCAAGCCACUGA
This is a messenger RNA of Triticum turgidum subsp. durum (durum wheat), 471 nucleotides long. The record is from the annotation of a GenBank genome assembly. NCBI's taxonomy places the organism in Eukaryota, Viridiplantae, Streptophyta, Magnoliopsida, Poales, Poaceae.